CCACCCGACGAGUUUCCAUCGGCCCUGCCUUUUUUCCGCGGCCCUCCAGACGGCACACCAUAAAUUCCCCCCAACAUGAUUGCACUUGUGAGGUUGUGAAUAUACCUGGGGGAAAAAGUCUAAGGGAAGUGAAGUGAUUUAUUUUACUUUAUUUUAGUUAUUUUUUUUUUUCUUUUUCGUUGUUAUUCUGGCUGAUCUGAGUCACUGGUAUCACCAACUCCAGGGAGAAUCAACCUCUGGAGCACAAGUGGAGAUCACAUUUUUUUUACGAAUCAUUGUAGAGGAUUAUCAUUUGACAUCAAAGCAGCAGCCCUGGCCUGCCACAAUCCCUUCGACUCCGUCAUCUGCUGUGGCGUUGGAGGUGGCGGGUCCACGGCACCUCAGGCCACUCAUUACCUGGGUACAGGGGCUGUCCUCGGCGGAACCUCCGGGAGGAACGCCGUCAUGCAGGACAAAGAGAUGGAAACCAUCCUGGUGCAAAUGCGCGAGACGGAGGCUCGCAGGGGAGAAUUGGAGCGUCAGCACGCCGAAGCACAGAACCAGCUGCGGGAUAAGAUAGCAGGUAGAUACCAGGGGCCUGAAUCCGUGGAGGCACUCCAGUCAAAAAUACGAGAGCUGGAGAAGAAGAAAGAAUUACAGAUUGUGAAGCACGAGGAGUUGUCCCUGGAGUUGACGGACGUCAGACGAGCGAGAAGUCGUAUCCCAGGAAGUGCAUCGCACACAUCGAGUAUCACUGGGACAACCUGGCCACCAGCUGGAUCAGAGAUUGACAGGAUCAUAGCUAAGAUCGAGCAGGACAGCAGUGGCAGGAUUCUCCACGAGCUGGAGGCGAGAGGUACGGUGACGACACAGCAGCCGUCAGCGACGGGUAUCCUCAGGUCCAGUGCCGAGAACCUAUCAAACUUGGCCCAUCAACAUCCACCACAUCCUCACGCCUUGAACCUAGGAAUGACCUCUCAAUCCUCCCACUACGCAGGCUCGCCGAUGCCCCUGACACCCCUGAUGCCGGGUUGUCCACCAUUAACACCAAAUGGACCACCAUAUCACUACAACGAGCCAAUCCCACCGGCCCCGUCAUUGUCAACGAGCCAAUCUCAGCCAGCCUUUCAGCAGAAGCUCCAGCAGUAUCAGCAGCAACACUCCCAUGGACAUCAACCACACGGUGAAUUAUCCAGCUCUCAUUCACAGGGUGCACUACCCUCUCAGAGCCAGUCACAACAGAAACAAACGCACAGCCACUUCACUGGCAAUCAGUACCAGGAGAGUUAUCCACAUACGCAAACGUAUCAACAACCACUGCAGCCUGCAACAGCAACGCAGGCACAACAAUUGCCUUCGUCUAGCUCGUAUCUCGGUUCAACAAGUCAAACUGUCAUUCCUCAUUACAGCCAAACGGCACAGGCUGGACAGAAUUAUCAACUCAAUGGCAGCCAGAGUACGAAUUAUCAAAAUUUAUCACUGACGUCUCAUCCAAAUGGUACAUUCACAUCUGGAGUCAGUAGUUAUGCUACCGCUCAUCAACUGGGUCAGCACAACUACACGGUGACCCAGACGAAUUUACCACAAACUACUCUGGCGACGUUGACGCCGUAUUCAUCAUCAUCGUACCAUCCGGCACUUGCUGUGUUCACCAGUACUCCCCAGCCUAUGCUUCCUUAUUCGAGUGUACAAAGCACAUUUUCCACGACUCCAUCGACGUAUUCAACAGUGGGGACCAAUGCUUUUGGCACAUCUGGCGUCAGUUCAGGUUCAUCAUCAAGCGGUCUCCUCCAAGCGAUAGGUGACCCCCUCCAGGCAAUGCAACAGCUGUCAGCCCAAUCACAGGCCAAUCAGCUCCACCAGCAGGCGAUAAUCCAUCAGAUUCAACAGAGUCUGCGAGCAAGCUCCCCAACAGCGACACCAACUCCAGGUCAUCACUUCCUGGGUCCCAGGCAAAUGCCAAAGGUACCCACAGGCAUUCUGACUAAUCCUCUGGAUCGUCUCACCAACGAGACAAUACUGCCAGAGGGCCAGGUCGACAUGCUGGACAUUCCAGGAAAGGGGAGGUGCUACGUUUACAUCGCGAGAUUCAGUUACGAGCCCUUUCAGCACUCCCCCAAUGAAAAUCCCGAGGCUGAGCUGCCGGUACAGGGAGGUGAUUAUCUCCUGGUGUGGGGACAACCCGAUGAGGACGGAAUCCUUGAUGCUGAGACCCUCGACGGACGUAGGGGACUCGUUCCAGCUAAUUUCGUGCAGAAACUCGUCGGCGAUGAUCUCCUCGAGUUUCAUCAGGCUGUCCUAGGCCUCAGGGACGUCGACGAUGCCGCCUCCACGAAUAUCCCUCAAUGCUACCUCCAGGAUAUCGAUCUGGAGUUGGCAGCACUCGAGGAGGGCAACAGAAAUCGUCACACUGAAUUAUCCGCCUACGCAGAGCUGGACAACAUCGCGGAUGAGGACGAACAGGAGCCACCAGUACCGGCGCCCCAGCAUCUCACCCUCGAGCGACAACUCAACAAGAGUGUUCUUAUCAACUGGACAGCACCAGAUAAUUCCCACCAGCUCGAGUCUUAUCACGUCUACGUUGAUGGGGUGCUGAAGGUGACGGUUAAAGCUACUGAAAGAACACGAGCCCUUGUGGAAGGAGUUGACUCAACUCGGCCUCACAGAAUAAGUGUUCGUUCAGUAACUCAUUCGCGACGAACAUCUCGUGAUGCUGCUUGUACAAUGGUGAUCGGUAAGGACGUUGCAAUAGGUCCAACAGCAGUUAAAGCAUCGCAUGUAACAGCAACGAGUGCAGUUAUCUCGUGGCUACCCAGUAACAGCAAUCACCAGCACGUUGUGUGCGUUAACAAUGUUGAAGUUAGGACAGUUAAACCAGGCGUUUAUCGUCACACUAUAACUGGCCUCUCACCAUCAACGAUUUAUCGUGUCACUGUUAAAGCCAAGAAUCUACGAGCAACACACUUCGAGGACCAAAGCACCCAGUCCAACAAUAAUCUUGCCUGCCACGUACAUUUCAAGACCCUCCAAAAGGGCCUGCCGGAUCCACCCGUCGAUAUCCAGGUGGAGGCUGGACCGCAGGACGGCACUUUGCUAGUGACCUGGCAGCCUGUUGCCCUAAACGGUUCGGCCGUCACCGGUUAUGCGGUUUACGCGGAUGGCAAGAAGGUCACUGACGUUGACAGUCCAACUGGUGAUCAUGCACUUGUUGAUAUUCACAAAUUGAUGGGAUUGAAUCCAAAAGCUAUAACUGUGAGAACUAAGAGUCGUGAGAGCCAGUCAGGUGACAGCUGUGCAACAGCAAUACCCUGCAAUGUGCUGAGAGGUGGUGCUAUGGUGCAUGGAGGUCACAUGGAUCAAGGACAGAUGCAGCAGGGAAUGAUGCAGGAUCAUCACAGAAUGCAGACGGGACAGAGGUAUCCCGGUGCACCGAUGCCAUCGCACAUGAGAAGACAUGGACCACCCAGGGUUGAUGCCCAUGGACAAAUUAUUAUUGAGACUGAUGAGAACUUGUCUGAUAAGGAGAUAUAUCCGGGCCAGAGUUUAUCGCAAAUGGGGAUUCCAGAAAUCACGAAAGACUCGGCUAGUGAAGGAAAUUAUAGUGAAGAGGAUGAUCCAACGAGGAGAAGAGGAAUGAGUCAGCACCAUUCGAGUCAUCACAGGUAUGGGCCCCAGUCUGGACGACCUCAAGGGCCUCACAUGCCUGGACGGAUGGUGGGGCCCAGGGGACAGGAGCCUUAUUACGGCCCAGAUCAGCAAGGAGCUCAAAGGGGGAGAGGACCGACGUUCAGGGGUGGGAGGAAUCAGGGCCCCGGCAAUCCUCAUCAUCCUGGGCCCCAACAAAUGAACAAGAGGGUCAGGUGGUUUAUCGCGCUCUUUGAUUACGAUCCAACGACAAUGUCACCCAAUCCUGACGCUUGUGACAUCGAAUUGCCCUUCUCCGAGGGCGAUACCAUCAAGGUCUGGGGGGAGAAGGACGACGACGGAUUCUACUGGGGUGAAUGUCGGAGUAGACAGGGGUAUGUACCUCACAAUAUGGUUGAGGAAGUGAAGAAUCCACCGGCUGGGCCUCAGGGCCAGGCCCAGGGACAGGGCAGGAGGGGCCAGGGUGACAGGUGGGGGGAUAUCUAUACCAACAUGCCCGUCAAGAAGAUGAUCGCUCUGUACGAUUACGAUCCCCAGGUCGUUUCCCCGAAUGUCGACGCUGAGGCUGUGGAGCUGCGUUUCCAAACGGGAAACGAAAUCUACAUUUACGGUGACAUGGACGACGAUGGCUUCUACAUGGGUGAAUUAGACGGUGUACGGGGCCUAGUACCAAGUAAUUUCGUGACAGAAGCAGGCCCAAGUAAAGGUCAGCAAACGAAGCCAGGAUGGAAGCCACCAGGGGGAGGCCAGGGUCCGGGUGCACGAGGCCCACCCCCGCCACCACGAGAACCCCCGACUCCAGGGCACCGCCGCAACAAAGAUGCCUGCAUUGUGCCUGUGUCUGUCCCUGUCUGUCACUUAGACUCUAGACAACAACAACCACAACAACAAAACCAACUACAACAAAACAAUCCACCGCAUCUAGCCUACCAACAAGCGAAUCACCACAGCUACACCACUGUUACAACGUCUAAUCAGCACGGUGGUCCAGGUACAGGUGUCAUGGGUUCACACAGUGCCCAUCAGCAGGCCAGUGGACCACCCCACCUCCAGCAGCAGGGGAGGGGGAGAGGCGUGGGCAAUCGGGGCGCUGGUAGUAACAUGUCGGGUGGCCUCCAGGGUGGCCUCCAGGGUGGUCCCCAGCAGUUCCAGAAUCCCCAGGACUAUCAGCAGGGCAUGGGCCAGCAAAAUCAACAGCACCCGCAGCAGAAUAUCCAGGGCUAUCAGCAGGGCAUGGGGUACCAGCAGCAGCCACAGGGAUACCAGCAGAAUUUUCAACAGCAGCAGCAGCAGGGACAGUAUGGACCCCAGCAGGGAGGACAGGGGCCACAAACGAGUAAACAAAUGAGGGGUAUACCAGCGGUUAUUCCAACAGCUCAAAAACCACCGGAUCAGAGCCAACAGCAGCAGCAGCAGCCGCCAAGCGCUGGGCCAAAUCUAAUGCAGAAAUUUACGGAAAUGGCGGGGGCAAGUGCUGGUGGGGAUAUUCUCUCCAAAGGUAAAGAGCUCAUAUUUAUGAAAUUUGGCCUGGGCAAGUGAGCCAAUGCUUCAGCCAUUGUUUUAAUGGUCUUAAGACUGGGUAUCAGCACGGUCUCGUGACAAAUAAUUCAUUCAUCGAACGUGUUACUCAUCAUGUUAUGUUCACGUUUUUAUACUUUAUCGGGGUUUUUUUUUUUUUCGUUCAGUCGGUUUGUCGGGGAAAUAAUUCAGUGAAUAUUGCGUAAGUUAUAUGUAAUCGAUUAAAGCUGCUGUUGCUCUUGCUGCCGCCUCGAUUAAGAUGUAAUCAAUUGACGUUUUGGGGAUGGGGAAUGGAGACAUCGUCGAGGAGUGAGAAUACUUGAGAAUUAAGGAAAUCGGGUUUGAUGGGAAUCAUGGUCAAAUUAAAUUUCUGUUUCAGGCAUUUUUUAUUUCGAUGCGUUGAUCAAAUUAUCUGUAUGAUUGAUUAGUGAUUGAUUAGUCGCUUUGAGGGGUGGAAAUGCUAGUUUAUUUGAAGGAUUGCGGUGUUAUUUACUCGAUUUUUGUACUGGGAUUAUCCAUCGAAAUCGAUUUCACUGUCAGGCACUCUUAAUUCCCCGGGAUACGACACUCGGUUAUUCUCUCGGCCUGCGUGUAAUCUGAGGAUCAAUCUAGCCACCGAGGAGACGAUGUUGAGUGAAAUGCUCAAGGUCGAGAGACCACAAGGUAGCACGUGGAGAGUUGCUCCAUUUUUUAUUUUUCUCGAAUGAUCCCCUGAAAUCCCCGGAGUAUAAAUUAUUAUUUAUAAGUGAUUACCCUGAAUCAUCCUGACUGAUAGAUGAAUGGAAUAAAUAAAUUAAAAAUUCAUCUCCUGAAAAAUU
This is a messenger RNA of Fopius arisanus, 5960 nucleotides long. It is a transcript of the gene Rbp, whose product is annotated as RIM-binding protein. Gene Ontology annotation, biological process: neuromuscular synaptic transmission. Bases 445 to 5163 code for a protein of 1572 amino acids. NCBI's taxonomy places the organism in Eukaryota, Metazoa, Arthropoda, Insecta, Hymenoptera, Braconidae. The transcript has 17 exons. The record is from RefSeq and is a predicted model, not a curated record. Gene Ontology annotation, molecular function: protein binding.